AGGUUGUGGAGCCGAGUGAUGACAAUUGGUGGUUGGUCUACAUGACAUAGUGGAGGUUUCACAUAGAAGAAAAUUCAACAAUAGUAACUGACAUUCACUAAAAUAGCUGUACCACAGCAUCGAGAGAAACUUAGGCAGCAAGCUCAUUCGGUCAAAGCUAUAUAUAUAUCCCCAUUUCCACUCAUUUUCUCCUCCUUUCUCUGUUUCUCUGUUUCUCUGUGUCUUUUAACUUGAAGCGGAGACUCAGUCAUGCCCAUGGCGAUUACAUUCACAAUCAAUAUAUCUUCCCUUUCUGCUAAAACCCUUUGAAGCUUGAACCUCAAAAAACCCCGUGGCCCACACAUUUCUAACCCUCAUUUCUUCUCUUUCCUUUUGUCCUCCUUUGAAUUUUGGUUUGUUUUGCUUCUUCUUGGAAUCAAUCUUGGAAAUGAGCUUCUUGAGGCCCUCCGCUCUGUAUCAGUGCUUCAUUGCGUUCCCUUCGCUGAGGUGGAUGCCAUGCCAGAGCUGGGAGUUUCUGCGAUGGCCGGGGCUGGAUGGGCUCUUGAGACUCUUGGUGGUGGUGCUUCUGUGGACUAUGUUUUCUGAGAUUCGCUUCAUUCCUUCCUCUUCUAUGUACCCGACUCUUCGUGUUGGUGAUCGCGUCAUUGUCGAAAAGGCCUCAUAUUAUAUUCGAAGUCCUGCUAUGCAUGAUAUUGUAACAUUCUCGGAUCCAACACAGCAAACUGGAGACUCGGAACAGAUUGUUUUCAUAAAGAGGAUUGUUGCGAAAGGGGGAGACUUGGUUGAGGUUAGUAAUGGAUGGCUCUAUGUCAAUGGAAUUGCGCAGAAGGAAGAUUUUAUCGCAGAACCACCCACAUAUGUAUCAAAUUUAACAUAUGUGCCUGAAGGCCAUGUAUAUGUGCUAGGUGACAACCGCAACAACAGCUUUGACUCCCAUGUUUGGGGACCCCUUCCCAUCAAGAACAUCAUUGGAAGAUAUGUAACAUGUUGUCAUAGACCUCGCAGUUGAUCGGUUGCUGUUUGAAGAUCGGGUAGAGGUACUUGAAACUUUGCACAGAUGACAUGAGGUGGCUUGCACACAAUCGAAUUUCCGAUUCUGAUCUGCGCUUGCCUUCAAUCAAAACAAUUUGAUGUUGCUCUCUGAAUCUAUUCGUUUGUUCGUAGUACUAGUACAAUGUCUGUAACUUACUGGUAGAUAAUUGACAGAAAUUACUGAACUUCUUGUGA
This is a messenger RNA of Prunus avium (sweet cherry), 1227 nucleotides long. The record is from RefSeq and is a predicted model, not a curated record. Lineage: Eukaryota; Viridiplantae; Streptophyta; Magnoliopsida; Rosales; Rosaceae.